AUGUCUUCUACAUCAAUAUUAUUUACUAUUCAACAAAAUAUUGGUCGAUAUGGUCUAUCUACAUUACUUAUUUUAGGAAAUUUUGGUAAUCUAUUUACAAUACUUAUUCUUGGACGAUCAUUAAAACAAAAAAUGAAUUCGUGUUCACUUUAUUUAUUUUCUGCUUCAAUUUCAAAUUGGAUUGUUAUUAAUACAGGACUUGUUUCUAAUAUUAUAGGGAUUGAUCAUACCGAUCCACAACAUACAUCAAAUAUUAUUUGUAAAUUACGAUGGUCUGGAGUUCAUGCAUUAUUAAUGUUAUCAAGAAGUUUUAUGGUAGCUGCUUGUAUAGAUCGAUGGGCAGUAUGUUCACAAAAUCUUACUAUUCGAACUUUUUCUCGACCAUAUAUAGCAAGACGCAUAAUUAUAAUUCUUCUUAUUGUUUGGACAAUUAUACCAAUUCAUGUAGUAAUCUUUUUCAAUAAUAGCACUGGUCGAUGUAUUCCUUUACCAGGGAUAUAUACAUUGUUUUAUGCUAUUUAUUCACUUAUUAUUAUUGGUAUUGUACCAUUACUAUUAAUGAUUGUAUUUAGCUUUCGAGCUUGGCAAAAUUUACAAUUGACUCAUACACGUGUUUUACCAACUGGUUGUAAUAUUCGAAAUAUUCAAAUUCGUAAACGUGAUCGUGAUUUAUUAAAAAUGUUAACUGGUGAAGUAUUUAUUUAUUUUUUAACAACAGUACCAUAUCCAAUUAAUCAACUCUAUAAUGUUUCAACAAGUUCAAUAACAGCAUAUAAAAGUUCAAUACGUAUAGAAAUUGAAUCAUUGAUAGGAUAUAUCGUUAGUCCUUUACUUAAUUUUAUGUAUUGUUGUGUACAAUUUUAUAAAUCUUUAGUUGAUAUUAUUAAACGUGAACAAGGACAUUUUGAUGCUGAAUGUAUUUUAUUUAUUGAUUUAAAAUCACGAAAUCUUAAUGAUGCGAAUUGUUUAAGUAUAUGUCGAAAUAUAAUUAUUUUAAAUUUAAAUAAUAAUAAUCUAACGAAUGUUCGUAAUUUUGGUGUAUUUACACAAUUAAAAAUUCUUUUAUUAGCACAAAAUCAAAUUCAUUCAUUAGAUGGUCUUCAAUCAUGUGAAAAUUUAGAAACACUUAAUAUCGCAGGAAAUAAUCUCACGGGACUUAAAUCUUUAUCUCCAUUAUUACAAUUAACUCAGUUACGUUCUUUAUGUUUAAAUGAUCGACAAAAUAAUCUAACAAAUCCUCUUUGUAACUCAACAUCUUAUCAAAAAGAUGUCAAAAAUAAUUUACCUAAUCUCGAUAUACUCGAUAACGAAUGGAUUGGACAAAGUUUUCAGGAACAUCUGUCAUCUUUAGAAUCAAUGAUUGAACAAUUAGAAAAUCCUGAUAAAAAUUUAAAGGAAAAUUCUACGGAAAAAUCAUCAACUAUCAUAACGAAUGCAACGAAUUCUGAUCAAUCUAUACGUUCUGCUAAUGAAGAAUAUGAACAAUUAUUACAAUCGAUUCGUAUGCUUGUAAAAUAA
Messenger RNA from Adineta steineri, 1518 nucleotides. The record is from the annotation of a GenBank genome assembly. NCBI's taxonomy places the organism in Eukaryota, Metazoa, Rotifera, Eurotatoria, Adinetida, Adinetidae.